GUUGAGGAUACUGACUAGUAAAAAUAACAUAGAAAUAGAAAUUUGAGCGUUAUCAAAUAUAAUGUGAUGAAUUGUUUUUAUUCUUAUUCUUGUCUGUCGCUUAUUAAUGUUAAUAAUUUUUGACUUAAAUUCGGAAAUUCAUUUAUGUAUCUGAUUAAACUUAAUUGGUAGUAUGAAGAGAAGGAAUGGCGAUUGCGGAAAAUCUCGAAAGGCAUUAAAAAGAAACAAAUCUAGCGCCGAAGGGAUUUAUUGGAGUUUAAUCCAUUACUUAAAAUUAUUCGGCAUUUGGUUUGUUUUGAUACUACUCGAUUAUUUAUUACACUUUCGAUUUGAGUACGUUUGGCCGUUUUGGCUAUUAUUUCAUAGAAUAUUAGAAGGAUUUAAGCAUCAAGGCUUUGUUUAUACAGUUUUUUUUGUAUGCAUUGCAUUGACUUCUGAUAUGGUAUGCUUUUUCUUUAUACCAGUACAUUGGUUAUUGUUUGCUGCAAGUACAUACUUCUGGGUGCAAUAUAUUUACCAAGCAGAAAAGUGUGUCUCUUGGCCAGCAGUAGCUUUAUUAGUUUUAUAUAUUUAUGUAGAAACAAGUGUUCGGUUGAACAAUCCAGAUCAUAUACCUUACAAAUUGGUAUUCUGUAAACCCUUGGCAGCUAAUUGCAUUGGAUACCCAGUAAUCACUCUUUGUUUUGGUUUCAAAAGUUAUCUAAGUCAUAAAUUGAAACAGAAACAACAGCAGAGGGUGUCUAAAGAAAAUGAGUUCUAUCAGAACUUAUUAUUGGAUGCUUUGCCAAUUGAUAAAAUAACUGGUUCCAUUAUACCUAGUCAAGAAAAUAAUGAUGGAGAAAUGUGGUUAGAAUCAAUUUGUGAAGUACCUACUGAUGAAAACGAUGUACAUAGUAACAAAAUUAUGUCUAAUGGUAGUGUUCCAUGUAAAAAGCCUGAAAAACAAGAUACAGCAUGUGCAGAUGUAUCUAAUAAAAAAUUAGUAUCUAAUGAUAAAUUAGUGUAUAAUAAUCAUGAAAAUCAUGUAAUUAAAGAAACAGAAAAAAAUAAAAGAGUCACUAGAAUGUCUUCUGCUAAAAAUAAUAAUCAUAUAAAAUAUAAUAAUCAAAAUCCGAGUAUAAAAGAACAUUCAAAAAGUAAAGGUUCUUCACCACCAAGACUAGAAAGUUCCUUAAUAAUUGAUCCAAAAGAUAUUUAUUGUGAAACGCUAGAAAAUGAGUUAAAAAGACUAAAAAGUGAAUUACAUACGUACACUCAAUCUGAAAAAGAUUUAAGAAAUCAAUUGAAUGCGGCUUUAAGUGAUUAUACAAGUGUUUCACAUGAUUUGAUAAGGUUGAAACAAGAACAUGAAGAUACAAAAUCCAAAGUUUUCAACUUAUUAAUGACACAUCAAAAUGAUAAACAAAUGGUUUCCCAACUCGAAAAACGUUUAGCUGAUGAAAAACGUCAAAGGUUGUCAUGUGAAUCUCAACUUGUGUCAGAAAGACGACAAUUAAAGAAAGUUGAAGAAUUGGCUGCUUCUAGAUUAAGUGCUCUCAAUUCAAAACCGGAAUGCACUGAAAGUUGUAAAACUAGACGAAGAGAGCUAGAAAAUGAAGCAAAAUCUUUACGUAAGGAAUUGCGUUUAAAGGAUGAUCAAUAUUUAGCAAUUCAAAAAGAAGUUAAUGAGCUUCAACCAUACAAACAAAGUCAAGACAAGAUUGAUUUUGUCAUGUCUGCAUUGUCAACAUUAAAAGACAAGAAUGCUCACCUUGAACAUAGUUUAAGUGCUGAGACACGUAUUAAGCUUGAUCUUUUUUCAGCAUUGGGGGAAGCUAAAAGACAAUUGGAAAUCAAAAUAAAUAGAAUUUCUUGUCAAGAAAAAGAAAUUGAAGAGUUAAAAUCUAAAAUGGCUCAAACAAUGGUAAUGAUGCCACCAAAUGGUACAUACCAUAUUGGAAACUCAGUUGGAAAUUCUCCUACUAUGCGGUUUGGUGGCAGUAGUUCUCCACAGUCAAGUUUAGAUCCUAAUGCUUCAAUUUACACACCUAAAAAAAAUUCACAUUUAGUUACUGAAGCUUGAAUUCAAUAAUCUAACAAUCAGAAUCAGUAAUUUUCAUAAAUUAACAACAAAACAGUUUCUUUUUUUUUCAAUGUUAUAUUUUCAUUAAUUUAAAUAAUGUCAAUAUUAGUUUAAGUCAUUAAAUACAUAUUAUGUAGUUAUAUAGUUUGACUGUUUAUUUGUGUAAUAUUAUUUUUUCUUAUAAAAAUGGUACAAAACAAGUAGAUGAGCUUAAACUAAUGAUAAAAUUUCUUUACUGUUAAAUUAUCUCUAAAUUAAAUUAACUUUUUCCUUAAUGGUUAACAUAAAAUUGUUCUCCUUUCUUCAUUUGUAAUUGACCUUAAAUUUUUUGACUGGUUAAUUUAAAACUAUUAAUUUAUUAUAAAUUGUUUUUCUCCUGUUAACUGCAUAUAUUUUUUCAAUUAACGCACAAUUUCUUCAAUAAAUGAAAUGAACAAAUUAAUAUUAAGAUAUUACAUGUUAAGUUAAUUUUUUUUAAUCAUUAAAAAAAAUUGUGUACAUUUUUUUUUGUUCCUAAUCCAGAGAAAAUCAAAAUUUCUCUCUUUGUAUACAUAAAUUUGUAAAAGAAAUUGUGAUAAUUUUUAGUUGAUCUUAGUCCCUGCAAAAUCAAUUGUAAACUUUUUUUUAAUAAUUAGACAUGAAUCCCAUUAUUAGUAAUUUAAAUAACUAAUGUUUUCGCAUGCGUACUUAAAUAAUUCAUUGUUUAAUAAUUUUUUUACUCUUCUGGGUAUUCAUUAAAAAUUGUAGUAUAAUAAAACAAAAAUGUAUGGAUUUUGUUAAUAAAAUAAUACGUUUUUCAAAGUA
This is a messenger RNA of Daktulosphaira vitifoliae (grape phylloxera), 2866 nucleotides long. RefSeq names its product macoilin-1. Gene Ontology annotation, cellular component: rough endoplasmic reticulum membrane. Lineage: Eukaryota; Metazoa; Arthropoda; Insecta; Hemiptera; Phylloxeridae. The record is from RefSeq and is a predicted model, not a curated record. Bases 173 to 2062 code for a protein of 629 amino acids. Gene Ontology annotation, biological process: neuronal signal transduction. The transcript is spliced from 14 exons.